AACGUGCAUCCUGCAUCUCUCCUUUGUCUGCCCCUCUGCGGGAUACCCCUGGCCAGACAGCCGACAAACGAGCACUCGACACCCCACCAACGCAAUCCUAUCCCGACCUCGACGACCGCUGGAGAUGACCGGCUUCUCGACGUAGAAGCUCGCCAUGGAAGUGACCUCGGCCACGGCCCCGAGCCUCGGCGCCUCGAGCAGCAACGGCGCCUCGCUGCCCGCGCCGCCGUCGCCCACACCGACGCCGACGCCCUUCCCGACCAUCGACCCCGAACGCGUCGUCGAGCACCUCGUCGCCAUCUGCGAGGUCGCCCUCGGCGCAUCGCGGAGCGACCUCGAGCUGCCGGGCAACCUGCUGCACAAGGCGUCGUACGCAGAGACCGUCUCGCGGUGCACGCGCUUCGCCAACGACUCCCUCAACGUGCUGUAUAUACAAAAGGACCUGGUGCAGGCCGGGGCGCUGGAGAACGGCAACGACGCCGCCGACGCGGCUGGCGAGCACAGCAAUGGCGUUGCUGCUCCCGCUACCUACGACUACACCCUCUCGACCGAAAUCUCCUCCACACCCACGACGGUCGCCACUUUGAUUUUGCUCAAGGCAUCGCAAGCGAUUGAUUCUUCUCGUCCUCUUACCUCGCAGAUAUUCAUCACUAAUCUACCCGGCCCCGCCUCCCUCAACGCCGCCGCCGGAGAGCAGGGCGUUGCGCUCUCCCCGUGGGAGGUGCUCCAUUCCCAGGUCCACCACGCCCUGGUGCCCUACUUUGACGCCAACAGCAAGAGCCAGCUGCUGGCCAACGGGUCCAGGGGAAGAGACGUCGACGCCAAGACGGGCAUUCCCGUCACCAAGAAGCGGCUCAACGACCUCGAGCUGAGCCUGCUCCACCUGCAGCAGAACGUCGACAUCCCCGAGAUCUCGCUGACUUUCCACUCGCUCAUCCAGAACGUCCUCGACGAUGCCGAGGUCUCCGGGAUGAAGCCGUCCAUCGAGGCCAUCCCCAAGAACCUCCUGCAGGACAGCAGCUUCCUCAACAAGCUGCAGGCCAACGUCAACACCUGGAUCAAGUCCAUCCAGGGCAUCACCAAGCUGACCAAGGAGACCUCGUCCAACGCCGUCCAGGAGUUCAGCACCGCCAGCCAAGAGGUCAACUUUUGGCUGUCCAUGGAGUCUGCGCUCGAGGGCAUCGAGGACCAGCUUAGGAGCGAGGGCGUCCUCCUGACCCUCGACAUCCUCAAGCACGCCAAGCGUUUCCAGGCCACCGUCAGCUUCGUCGCCGACACGGGCCUCAAGGAGGCCAAGGAGAAGGCGCAAAAGUACAACCAGCUCAUGCGCGAUUUCCCCCUCGAUGAGCUGCUGUCCGCCCCGUCCCUGCUCAAGGUCGAGGAGGCCAUUACGCAAAUCUUUGCCCACCUGAUGAAGAAGCUGAGGGUGUGUCCGUAUCCCAUUCGACGAGCGCUGAGCUUGGCCCAGGCCAUCUCGGCGGAUCUAAACGACGUGCUGCUCCGUCUGCUUCCGGGCACUGAGCUCGUCAACAUGGGCUACCCGGAGUUUCAGAACGUCAUGCGGACGUGCGACAGCAUCUUCGCCGCCUGGGAGGACAACAUCAAGGAGUUUACGCACCUGGCUCGUAUGCUCAUCAUCCGCAGAAACGAGAAGCGCAUUCCCAUCAACGUCGAGAAGAAUCACUCUGAGCUGGAAUCGCGGAUCAAGUACGUCAGCGCAUUCCGAGACAACCACGAACAGCUGCAGAGGACCAUUGUCAACGUCCUGGGACCCAAGGCCAUCCUUCCCGGCGUUACCGACGUCACCGCCGCCUCCUCCUCCUCCAAUGCCACUGCCGGCGCCGUCAUUGAAGAAAUGGGCGACGUGGACGCCGUUGAGGAGGUCAAGAGGGCCUGGGAGGCGCUGCAGAACGUCGACCUGCUCGAUGUGACGGACCAGGGCAAGGAGCGGUGGGCCCAGGCCGAAAACCUGUACAAUGAGCGCUCGACGCGAGUGGAAAACUCAAUCAUUGCGAGGCUGCGCGACCGUCUUGCCACGGCCAAGACGGCCAACGAAAUGUUCCGCGUCUUUUCCAAGUUCAAUGCCCUGUUUGUGCGGCCCAAGAUUCGGGGUGCCAUUCAGGAGUAUCAGAACCAGCUGAUGGAUCACGUUAAGCAGGCCAUCAACGGUCUGCACGAAAGGUUCAAGCAGCAGUAUGGCCAUUCCGAGGCCCAUGCCAUGGCUCAGCUGCGCGAUCUGCCCCCCGUCUCGGGUGCCAUUAUCUGGGCCCGUCAGAUUGAGCUGCAGCUGGACGGAUACAUGAAAAAGGUGGAAGCUGUCCUUGGACCCGACUGGACUCUGCAUGCCGAGGGGCACAAGCUCCAGGAAGAGAGCGAGCUCUUCAAGAACAAGCUGGACACGGGCAGGAUAUACGAUGCCUGGCUGGCUGAUGCCAAUCGGCGAAAGAUUUCCAUCGCCGGCCAGCUCUUCAACAUCAACAGGGUCAGGUCUGCGGGCGGCAUCCUGGAGCUCAAUGUCAACUUUGACCCUCAAAUCAUCACCUUGUUCAAGGAAACCAGAAACUUGACCUGGCAGUCGUAUCUUGUUCCCCAUGCCGUCACCACCGUGUCCAAGGAUGCAAAGAGAGUCUAUCCGUACGCCGUCAGCCUGAUGGAGGGCGUGCGAACUCUGUCUCAGACCCUGCGCCAGAUCGGAACCAUGGGCGAGGAAUCGAUUCUCCUCAACGGGUACAAGAACGAAGUGUACAAGCUCAUCAGCGACGGUGUCCCGCUGAGGUGGGAAUCCUUUGUCAACUCGCAUGAGCUCUUCUACGCCGACCAGAGACAGAUCCGCCCCCUGCUUCCCGGAAGCACCGGCUUUGGGCCCGCGAAGAACACGGAGAGCAAGCAUGGCAUGUUCAUCUGGGGCUUCUCCGCGGCUGUUUCCGUGCUCCAGUCCAAGACGGCUACGCUCAACUCCAUCUACGCUACUAUUGAGCAGGCUCUGAAGGACCUUGGCGUCUGCCCUUAUGAUGCCGCCGCUUUCCAGUCUCAUCUCGAUACCAUCCAGUCUGCUGUCGAUCAGCUCAACUUGGAGCAGUAUGCCAACCUCGACUUUUGGGUGCGCGGCGUGAACCACAAGGUCCAGACCAUCCUGCUGGAGCGUCUCUCUACGGCUGUUCAGGCUUGGAUAGCUGCCUUUGAGCAGGAUGUUGCCGAGGAGGACCGACGGAAGCUGUCCAAGGAGGACGAUGGAAAGCAAGACGGACCGACCAUGAAGCGUCUCAUCCUCGAGAUUACCAUGCGCAACCAGGUCAUCUAUCUUGACCCGCCGCUGGAGUACGCCAGAGCAAGCUGGUUCCUUCAUCUCCACGACUGGCUGGGCAUCGUCUGCAACCUGCGCAAGAUCAAGGCUACGCGAUACCAGAUGAGUCUCAACACCGACGCCCAGGAAGAAGCCCGCUUUACCGAUCUGCCAUCUCACUUCGAGAAGAAGCUGAGGGAAGUGAGCAUCUACGUCGACAAGUGGCUCCAGUUCCAGUCCCUCUGGGAUCUUCAGUCGGACCAGGUCUACGACAUGCUCGGCGACCAUCUUCCUCGAUGGCUCGAGUGUCUCCAGGACAUCCGAAAGGUCCGCACGACCUUUGACACGCAAGAAGUCAGCCGUUCCUUUGGCCACAUCACCAUCGACUACGACCAAGUCCAGACCAAGGUCAAUGCCAAGUACGACCAGUGGCAGCAGGAGAUUCUCAUCAAGUUUGCCAACCGGCUGGGCAACCGGAUGCGCGACAUCAACGCCGACAUUGAAAAGGCGAGGAGGAACCUCGAAGGCCAGAGCUCAGACACGUCGUCCACCGCCGCUGCCGUCCAGUUCAUCACGGCGGUGCAGAGCUGCCGGCGCAACGCCAAGCUGUGGGCGCCCGAGAUUGACAUGUUCCGCCAGGGACAGUCGACCCUGGUGAGGCAGCGGUACCCGUUCCCCAACGACUGGCUGCACAUUGAGCAGAUUGAGAGCCAGUGGGAAGCUCUCAAGGAAAUUCUGGAGAAGAAGUCCAAGAUUAUGGAGGAGCAGUCUGAUGCCAUGCGGGCAAACAUCAUUGCUCAAGAUAAGCUGAUCAAUGAGCGCAUCGGAGAGGUUGUGGCCCAGUGGAACGAGGAGAAGCCCGUCUCGGGAACCAUCCAGCCUGAUACGCGCAUUACGGCUCUGCAGGAGGAGUUCCAGCAGGUCAUGAAGGCGAGAGAAGCCCUUGACAUUCCCGGCAACAACGACAGCAUCUUGGAAAUCACGCUGGAGGAAGUUCGCGAUUUCCGGUCUGUUUGGUCCAACCUCUCCACCAUCUGGACGAGUCUCAACGAAACCCGCGACAUGCUUUGGACCGCCGUCCAGCCGAGGAAGAUUCGCCAAAAGGUGGACGACUUGAUCAAGAGCACAAAGGAUAUGCCUAGUAGAAUGAGGCAGUAUGCCGCUUUUGAACACGUGCAGGGAGUUUUGCGAGGCUUCCUCAAGGUCAACAACAUCCUGUCCGAUCUGAAAUCAGAUGCCAUUCGCGAGCGACAUUGGCACAAGAUUUACAAGCAGAUCAAGCCCCAGAAGCGCUUCUCACCCAGUUCCAUGACGCUUGGCGAUGUCUGGGAUCUCAACCUCACCGCUACCGAAGUCAUUAUGGCGCUUGAGGAGUUCCUCAAGCAGAUGGUCAACUACCAGAACAAAUGCAGGCUCAUUCGUGGCUGGGACGACCUCUUCGCCAAGUGCAGCGAGAACCUGAACUCGCUUCAAGCCAUGAAGCACUCGCCUUACUACAAGGAGUUUGAAGAGGAUGCGGUGGCCUGGGAGGACAAGCUGAACCGCGUCCACGUGCUCUUUGACGUCUGGAUUGACGUGCAGCGCCAGUGGGUGUACUUGGAGGGUGUCUUUACCGGAAACGCGGACAUCAAGCACCUCCUGCCCAUCGAGUCUGGUCGUUUCCAGAACAUCAACAGCGAGUUCUUGGCCGUCAUGAAGAAGGCCAACAAGACGCCCUACGUCCUCGACCGCUUGGCAGAAAUGCUCAACAAGAUCCAAAAGGCUCUGGGUGAAUACUUGGAGAAGGAGCGUGUUUCUUUCCCUCGAUUCUACUUUGUUGGUGACGAAGACUUGCUGGAGAUGAUUGGUAACAGCAACGAUACUUUGCGCAUUGCCAAGCACUUCAAGAAGAUGUUUGCUGGAUUGGCUGGCCUCAUUAUGGACGACGAAGGAGUCAUUUCUGGCUUUACUUCCAAGGAGGGCGAGGCCACGCCUAGGAUCAACGACUGGCUUGCGCUGCUGGAGAACGGAAUGAAGCAGACGCUUGCGGAGCUGUUGGCCAAGGCCGUGGAGGAAUACACUCCGAUUUUUGAAUCCGAAAGCAUUGAUCGGGAAGCACUGAUUGUUGUUCUCGCUACACAGGCUGUUUGGACGACAGCUACGCUCAAGGCUCUGUUCGAACGAGAAGUGCAGGUCCUUCGCGUCCUUGCGGAGACUGUGCUGGGAGACCUUGAGGUUAUCCAGCGCAAGAAGUGCGAGCAGCUGAUUACGGAAUGUGUCCACCAGCGCGACGUGAUUGAGAAGCUGGUCCAACUUCAGAUGCGCUACGUCUACACCCCCGAAGGCAACUUCCUCAACCGCCUGUACAUCAAGAUGGCCAAUGCCAAACUCAACUACGGCUUUGAGUAUCUCGGCGUACCCGAACGUCUCGUCCGGACACCCCUUACCGACCGAUGCUCGCCAUACGGCCCCGCUGGUACGGGUAAGACGGAGUCCGUCAAGGCCCUGGGUGUUCAGCUCGGACGAUUUACGCUCGCCAUGGGUCGCAUCUUCUUGGGUAUUUGCCAGAGGAUCCUGUCUGCCGGCGCCGAGAACGACAAGUCGCAGAUUGAGCUGGUUGGCCGGCAGCUUCGCGUCAACGAGAACACGGGCAUCUUCAUCACCAUGAACCCCGGCUACGCCGGCCGUUCCAACCUGCCCGACAAUUUGAAGAAGCUGUUCCGGAGCGUGGCCAUGUCCAAGCCCGACAAGGAGCUCAUUGCCGAAGCCAAGCGGCUCUCCAAGCAGACGCUGUCCAAGCAGGCCCAUUACGACUUUGGUCUCCGUGCGCUCAAGAGUGUCUUGGUGAGCUCUGGUGAGAUUGUGGAGCCCGAGAUUCUCCUGAUCAAGUCGGACGUGGACAUCAUGUUCAAUAUCGAGGAGGAUUGCUUUCCCGGCGUCCAAUAUGCCAUUCGCACGCUCGCUGCCGAGCGGCACCUCGUGGUCACGGAUCUGUGGAUGACCAAGGUUCUUCAGCUGUACCAGAUUCAAAAGAUUCACCACGGUGUCAUGAUGGUCGGUAACUCUGGUACGGGCAAAUCUGCCGCCUGGAGACUCCUGCUUGAUGCGCUGCAAAAGGUGGAAAACGUCGAGGGCGUUUCCCACGUCAUUGACUCCAAGUGGACCGAUGGUCUGUUCACCAGCAUUCUGCGUAAAAUCAGACACUGGAUUGUCUUUGACGGCGACGUUGAUCCCGAGUGGGUUGAGAACUUGAACAGUCGUCUCAACUUGCCGGCCAAUGUCCGCAUCAUGUUCGAAGUCGAGACGCUGAAGUAUGCAACGCUCGCCACAGUCAGUCGAUGUGGUAUGGUCUGCGUUCCCUUUGAGGACCUGGACGAGGAUAGCGUUGCCACUGGCCAAAGCCCUGCUAAGACGCUGGCCGUGCAGGCCCAGGAAGACUUUUUUACGGUCGCUCGCGCUCACGCCGAUUUCCCUCUGGAGUACGACCAGAUUGAGGGCUUCGUGGCGAAGAAGCUGCUGCUUGCGCUUCUGUUUGGCGACGACAUUUGCGCCUUUGCCAACUUUGGCUCGCCGCCGCUGGAUGGCACCAGCUCGCUCAUUGACUUUGACAACCAGGUGCCCAGCAUCGAGGUCAACACCCACUCCAUCAUCCAGACCGACGUCGUCAUCCCGACCUUGGAUACCGUGCGCCAUGAGGACCCGCUCCUGCUCUGCGGUCCUCCUGGUUCGGGUAAGACGAUGACGCUCUUCAGCGCUCUUCGCAAGCUGCCCAACAUGGAGGUGACGUUUGAGCAGUACUGCGAGUACAAGAAGACGCUCAACGGCGUCAUGCUCUCUCCCACGCAGAUUGGCCGCUGGCUGUACGGUACUCAACGCGCCAUUUCGUUCCUGCGCCAGCUUUCGUGGGUUACUCUUGACCGCAUCCAGUUCGUCGGUGCCUGUAACCCGCCUACGGAUGCCGGACGUACGCCCAUGGGCGCUCGAUUCCUUCGCCACGCCCCUCUUGUCAUGAUUUACGGCACGUUCAACGCGGCUCCGCUCACGCAUGCCAUGAUUCAGCCUCACUACGUGUACAGUCCUCGUGAGCUUACUCGCUGGGUCCGCGGCCUCAUUCGUAUCUGGGCGCACGAGGCCCUGCGACUGUUCCAGGAUCGUCUUACGGAAAAGGCUCUCGGCGGCCCGAUUCUCUUCUCCAACUGGCUGUCCAAGAACUACGUCCCCGUCGACCGGGAGCAGCUGCGAGACUUUGAGGAAGUGGACGUUCCGCUCAUUCUCUUCAACGACGUCCUGGAGCAUGUGCUGCGCAUUGAUCGUGUCUUCCGGCAGCCGCAGGGUCACUUGAUCCUCAUUGGUGUGAGCGGCGACUUUGACGAAGACUUGCGGGAUAUUUGCUUCAUCAUGGACGAGGCCAACGUGCUGGACUCUGGAUUCCUGGAGCGCAUGAACACGCUGCUUGCCAACGCCGAGGUGCCCGGUCUCUUUGAGGGCGACGACCACCGACAGAACCUGCACCUCGACUCACCCGAGGAGCUGUACAAGUGGUUCACCCAGCAGAUUGUCAACAACCUGCACGUCGCCGCCACCAGUCCGGCCUUGUUCAACAGAUGUGCGCUGUUCCAGAGCAACUUCAACGCUCCCGACACGAUCCCGACGGUCGUCAACUCGAUGAAGCUGCUGAAGCAGCAGGGCAAGGUCACCUUUUUGACGCCGCGCCACUUCCUGGACUUUGUUACCCAGUACGAGCAGCAGCGUCACUUGAACGUCGGUCUUGAGAAGCUGAGGGAUACCGUCGACAAGAAGAAGGCGCAGCUCGAACAGAAGGAUGCCGAGGCCAACGAGAAGCUGCAGCGCAUGAACACUUCGUUGGAGAUCCAGGCGGCGCUGGAGAAGCAGGAGGCGGAGGUGGCGAUGCGGAAGAAGGUUGUGCUGGAGGACCUGGCAAAGGCAGAGCCGGCGGUCGAGGAGGCCAAGGCGAGCGUCAGCAACAUCAAGCGUCAGCACCUGGUCGAAGUGCGAGGCAUGUCCAACCCACCGCAGAGCGUCAGGCUCGCGCUGGAUGCCGCCGUUCAGGCUGUGAUGAUGACCAAGGGCUUGCGGAACAAGAUGCGCAACGAGUUCCUGUCGAACCCCGAGUUUACGUUUGAAAAGGUGAACCACGCCUCCAGGGCCUGCGGUCCCCUCGUCCAGUGGGUCAUUGCCCAGGUCAGCUACUCGGACAUCCUGGACCGUGUCGGGCCUCUGAGGGAGGAAACCAAGGCCAGCGCGAUGGCGACGGAGUACGCCACCCUCAUCAGCGAGACCCAGGCCAUCAAGGCGGAGAUGUCCAAGGUGCAGUUCAAGGUCGACCGAAGCAGGGCUCGUUGGGAGGAAGGAAGCAAGUCGUUUGAGACGCAGAUCAGCACGCUGGUCGGCGACGUCCUCACGUUCCGAAAGAACAUGUUCAAGUCGCCCAACCCGCGGCUGGGAUGGCAGGAGAACACGCUGCCGCGCUUCAACCGGUAUCCUCUCAUUAUCGACCCGUCUGGAAGGGAUCGUCGCUUGACGUUGGAGAGCUCGCUGCGGUUCGGCAACCCGAUUCUCAUUCAGGAUGCGGAGCACUUGGAUCCCAUCCUCAACCACGUCCUGAACAAGGAGUAUCAGCGAACGGGUGGCCGACUAUACCUUUCCACGAGGGACCCGUCGGCCACCAGUCUCCAGACGCAGUCGCUUAACGAUGUGCUCAAGUCGGAGCGCCCCGACCUGCAGGGCGAGUUCAAGGCCCUCAACGAGUCGCGCGGCAACAUCCUGGACGACGACAAGGCGGCGGACAUUUCGGACAAGAUGCGCAACACGGAGGGCGUCAUGGCGGAGUCGUGCAGCGCGGUGUUUGCCUUCUCGCUGCAGUACUUCUUGGACAUUUUCCAGUCGGAGACGAAUCACAACGUUCGCCGGGACAUUAUCGUCAAGGACCUCUUUAAGGACCGCAUUACUCUGGCCAUGCUGCUCGCUCAGGCGUCGCCGUACAAGAUGGACAAGUCGAUGAUCGACGUGAUCCUCGACGACCGAAUCGCCGGUGAGGCGGCUUUCCAGGAUGCCAGAAAGCUCAGCGUGCUCAAGGAGAAGCUGGACGCCGAGCUGGCGGAGGCGGUGGUGCCCAAGGCCCUGUACUCGCUCUUGCUGGUGAAGCUCUUCCGCAUGGACCGCUUUGUGCCUGCGGCGGAGCGCUUUGCGGCUCUGGUGUUUGGCUCCGACAUAUUCGACAUUGUGGAGGACUUGAAGGAGAUUGUGUCGCAGGUGUCUGCCACGCUGCCCAUUGCGCUCGUCCUCGUGCAGAGGAUGGGCGUGCGCGCCGACAAGGCCGUCAGCAGCGCCGCCGAGACGGGCUCGUGGGUGCUCAUCAAGAACAAGCGCAUGGAGUCGCUCAACCCGCACAGCGACUUCCGGCUGUUUUUGUCGAUGGAGUCGAGCCCCAAGAUCCCCGUGAACCUGCUGCGUGCGUCGCGCGUGCUCAUGUACGAGCAGCCGGCGGGUGUGCGAGCCAACAUGAAGGACUCGAUGUCUUCGCUGUCGACGCGGGCGGUCAAGAGCCCCGUGGAGAGGACGAGGCUGUACCUUUUGAUUUCCUUUUUGCACGCCGUUGGGUUCUGGGAGUUUAAUGAUAGCGACUACGAAUGCUGUGCGUUCAUCAUCGACGUCUGGAUCGAGAGCGUGGCCGGCAACCGAACCAACAUUGCGCCGCAGAACAUUCCGUGGGACAUGAUACGCUACCUGGUGACGGAGACGUACGGCGGCAAGAUUGACGACGAGGGCGACUUUAGCCUGCUGCGACAGCUGGUCACGUCGUUUUUGACGCCGGCGGCGUACGAUGCCGACCACAAGCUGGUGGACGGGCCGGACGGCGGGCUGCUGGUGCCGUCGGGCACGGGGCUGCAGGACUUUAUGGCGUGGGUGCACAAGCUGCCGGAGCGUGAGCCGCCGACGUAUCUGGGCCUACCGGCGAACGCGGAGAAGCUGUUGCUGGUGGGGCUGGGGCGGAGCUUGGUUGAGAACUUGAGAAAGGUGACGGGGUUGUUGGAUGAGAAUGAGAGGUUGGUUACGGACCUUACGGAUUCUUGAGAUUAGACGGGUUACCUUGUGCGGAUACCCUGAUGAUGUUUCUAGCUUUAGAGCAUGCGUAUACACAUGGUU
This is a messenger RNA of Trichoderma citrinoviride, 10429 nucleotides long. RefSeq lists its product as hypothetical. The record is from RefSeq and is a predicted model, not a curated record. Gene Ontology annotation, biological process: establishment of spindle localization; nuclear migration; minus-end-directed vesicle transport along microtubule. Gene Ontology annotation, molecular function: ATP binding; dynein intermediate chain binding; minus-end-directed microtubule motor activity. The coding region runs from base 155 to 10357 and encodes 3400 amino acids. The transcript has 84 exons. Gene Ontology annotation, cellular component: cytoplasmic dynein complex; cell cortex; cytoplasmic microtubule. Lineage: Eukaryota; Fungi; Ascomycota; Sordariomycetes; Hypocreales; Hypocreaceae.